This is a messenger RNA of Acaulospora morrowiae, 823 nucleotides long. The record is from the annotation of a GenBank genome assembly. Lineage: Eukaryota; Fungi; Glomeromycota; Glomeromycetes; Diversisporales; Acaulosporaceae.
AUGUCGGACGUUGAACAAUUUGCUUUUCAGGCUGAGAUCUCUCAGCUUAUGUCUAUUAUCAUCAACACUUUCUAUUCAAAUAAAGAGAUUUUUCUUCGUGAAUUGAUUUCUAAUUCUUCUGAUGCCUUGGAUAAGAUUCGUUAUGAGUCCCUCACAGACCCUUCAAAGCUCGAUAGCUGUCGCGAUCUUUAUAUUCGAAUUACCCCAGAUAAAGAAAACAAGGUUCUUACACUCCGAGAUACUGGUAUCGGAAUGACAAAGGCUGAUCUUGUAAAUAAUCUUGGUACAAUUGCUCGUUCCGGCACAAAGGCAUUUAUGGAAGCUCUUCAAUCGGGUGCCGAUAUAUCUAUGAUUGGUCAAUUUGGUGUGGGUUUCUAUUCUGCCUACCUGGUCGCUGAUCGUGUCCAGGUCAUCACGAAACAUAAUGACGACGAGCAAUAUAUCUGGGAGUCGGCGGCUGGUGGUUCAUUCACUAUCGCUCGUGAUACAGUUAACCCUCCACUCGAGCGUGGUACAGAAAUUCGACUUUACCUUAAGGAGGACCAAACGGAGUAUUUGGAAGAACGCAAAAUCAAGGAAAUUGUAAAGAAGCAUUCCGAAUUCAUUGGCUAUCCUAUUCAACUUAUCAUGAAACCACUUUGGACUCGUAACCCAGACGACAUAAAAAAUGAAGAAUACGCAGCGUUCUACAAGUCGCUGUCUAAUGAUUGGGAAGAACAUUUGGCCGUCAAACACUUUUCCGUUGAGGGUCAACUGGAAUUCCGCGCUAUCCUCUUUGUUCCACGUCGGGCUCCGUUUGAUCUCUUUGAAACAAAGAAGAAAC